UGUGCGGGAAGGCUCCGCUCCUCAGCCCGCACCAUGAGCUCGUACAGCUACGACCCGUAUUACAGCGCCUCCUAUAAGCGCCGGGUGGUGGAGAGUAGCCCUCGGCUGCACAUCCGGAGUAGUUAUGGGUCCCCUAGCCGGAGCAGUUACUCUCCCACCCUUAGUAGCAGUGUACGCCGGAGCUAUGCCUCCUCCUCGUCCGCCGCCUCCAGCCUGCUGCACAGCGCCGACUCCAUGGACCUGACCCAGGUGGCCGCCAUCAGUAGUGACCUGAAGAUAGUCCGCACCCAGGAGAAGGCUCAGCUCCAGGACCUCAAUGACCGCUUCGCCAACUUCAUCGAGCGGGUCCAUGAGCUGGAGAAACGCAACAAGGUGCUGGAGGCGGAACUGCUCCUUCUCCGCCAGAAGCACAGCGAGCCGUCCCGCCUGCGGGACCUGUACGAGCAGGAGGUGCGCGAGCUCCGCAUGGCCCACGAGGAAGCCGCGGGGGACAGGCAGACCCUGCGCGGGGAGCGGGAGCGGCUGGAGGAGGCGCUGAGAGGGCUACAGGCGCGCUACGAGGAGGAGGCGAUGAGCCGGGAGGAUGCGGAGGGCAGGCUGCUGGAUGUGCGAAAGGAGGCGGACAUGGCGGCACUGGCCCGGGCAGAGCUGGAGAAAAGGAUGGACAGCCUGCUGGAUGAGAUCGCCUUCCUGAAGAAAGUGCACGAUGAGGAGCUGGCCCAGCUGCAGUCCCAGGUGCAGUAUGCCCAGAUCUCCCUGGAGAUGGAUGUGGCCAAGCCAGACCUCAGCUCUGCCCUGCGGGACAUCCGGGCGCAGUACGAGAAGCUGGCCGCCAAGAACAUGCAGUCCGCGGAGGAGUGGUUCAAGUCCAGGUACACCGUCCUGACGCAGAGCGCCGCGCAAAACACUAACGCAGUGCGGGUGGCCAAGGACGAAGUGUCCGAGAGCCGGAGGAUGCUCAAAUCCAAAGCGCUGGAGAUCGACGCAUGCCGGGGGACCAAUGAUUCUCUACAGAGGCAGAUCCAGGAGCUGGAGGACAGGCAGAGCUCCGAAGUGGGACAAAUGCAGGAUGCCAUAAACAAUUUAGAAGACGAGCUUAGAAAUACAAAGAGUGAAAUGGCAAGGUAUCUAAAAGAGUAUCAGGAUCUGCUCAAUGUCAAGAUGGCGCUGGAUAUAGAAAUUGCUGCAUACAGGAAAUUACUGGAAGGGGAAGAGACCCGACUAUGCUUUUCUGGUGUCGGGGCCAUCACCAGUGGAUACACACAAGCUGCCCCUGUAUUUGGACGCUCUGCAUACAGCCUGCAGAGCAGCUCCUACAUGUCUUCUCGCUCAUAUCCUACCUACUACUCCAGAGAUGUCCAAGAAGAGCAGCUUGAUGUAGAUGAGACCAUUGAGUCCACCAGGGCAGAAGAAGCAAAGGCAGAAGCCCCAGAGGAAGAAGAAGAGGCUGCAGAGGAAGAGGAAGGUGAAGGAGAAGAAGAGGGAGAAGGGGAAGAUGAAGGAGGAGAGGAAGCAGAGGGAGAAGAAGAGGAGGAGGAGGGUAAGGAUGAUGGGGGAGAUGAAGAGGAAGGUGAAGAAGAAGAGGGUAAGGAGGAUGAAGCUGAAGAAGACGGUGAAGAAGAAGAAGCAGCAGAAGAAGAGAAAGAAGAAAAAAAAGUUAAAAAAUAGGUUCCUUGCAGUUUAUGCCAAACACAUGAGUUAUUUCCCAGCUAAUAAAACCUUACCACUAAUACACUCUGUCCCCCCAGUUGCCAAAAAAUCACCUCUAAUCCUACAGAUCACCCCUAAUCACCUUUCUGUUUGUGUUGCCUUCUGUGUCUAGAGUUUGGGCCGUUUAAUUAGGGUCCUUACCCCACCCGGGCCUGUGUUUCCAGGUUGUGCAUGGUUAAUCCAGGUUAGUCUAAAACCUGGAGCUUCCAGUCUAUUCACAAUCAGUGCAGAGAUCAUCAUGACAUCCAUACACCGUCUUCCUCUUUUCAAACCCAUGUUUGUUCCAUGACCAUCAGUAGAUUUUAUAGCAAUACUGGUUUUACCAGCCUUCUCUUUAAAUCAAGAUGAAAAAGGCAAAUAGCCAUGAGCCAUUAAUUUAAAGGGCAAGACCCCCAACACUGAUAUUUAUGAAUACAAAGUAUAAAUACCCUCUGUGGCUGCAACAUUAUGACGCCAGUUUAAUGCCAUGACAUGUCCCUACUGAAUCUGCUAUAGAAAUAUAUAGGACAGACAGUAGAGGGCGAGUGACCAUAUUGAGAAGUGUAACCCUAUGUAAGCUGCACUACAUUGGCAGUAUCAUAGACUGGAGCAAGGGUUCUUAUGGGAAAAUACCUUCCCUGCUCCCCGAGAGGUUAAGAACAUCAACAACAUUCUAAACCUGGAGGUUUCCACCCAAAAAUGAAAUAUUCGUUUUUGGUGGAGGUCCAUAUUUUCCCCAGUGGUCUGAUUUCAAGGGAAGACUGAAUUUCUGCUUCCCAAGAACCAUAGCAUCGGAGGUGCUUUAUCCUCCUCAUUGUUUGCUAGGCAGUGUUGCAUUUUUGCCCCACCCCCAGCACUGCUGACGGCAAGGCAAUGGUUAGCUGCAGCUAAUGAAUAUGUUGGUGGCUUUUUGUGGAUCUGUGUGUACUUUACUCGCAAUAAAGAGACAAGCAGCAUCCAGUCAGCAAACUGAAAA
Messenger RNA from Rana temporaria (common frog), 2665 nucleotides. RefSeq names its product neurofilament light chain (gene NEFL). Lineage: Eukaryota; Metazoa; Chordata; Amphibia; Anura; Ranidae. Bases 34 to 1668 code for a protein of 544 amino acids. The transcript has 4 exons. Gene Ontology annotation, biological process: neurofilament bundle assembly. The record is from RefSeq and is a predicted model, not a curated record. Gene Ontology annotation, molecular function: structural constituent of postsynaptic intermediate filament cytoskeleton. Gene Ontology annotation, cellular component: cytoplasm; postsynaptic intermediate filament cytoskeleton; intermediate filament.